Messenger RNA from Acaromyces ingoldii, 676 nucleotides. RefSeq lists its product as hypothetical. The record is from RefSeq and is a predicted model, not a curated record. The transcript has 3 exons. The coding region runs from base 114 to 575 and encodes 153 amino acids. Lineage: Eukaryota; Fungi; Basidiomycota; Exobasidiomycetes; Exobasidiales; Cryptobasidiaceae.
UAUCGGACAAUCUCGGCAGGUAAUCACCCUGCCGAUCUCACUCGCGACAGCCUCGCACGCUUGAAACCUGCGCUGUGAGUUGUCGUCAGGUAGGGUCAGAUUGGCCUGUUAGCAUGAUGAUCCUAAGCUCUCGGUCACCUCACAUUGUCGACAGCUACGAGGUGACGGAGAAGAAAGAUGGGCUGCGAGUGCUCCUUCUGCGUCUGUCGCGUGGGGAAGGGGAUCAUCUCGUGACUCGUUGGCUUUUGAACGACAGGAAGAAUGAAUUGUUCGAGCUCACCGCAGAAAAUCGGAGCUCUUCACAAAGCAAGUCAUCUGACGGAACAAAUGGCAACGAGAGAAAUCCAUUCAGCAGAGCCCCGUGGAAUGUCAUUGAUAUUCUCGACGGGGAACUCUGUUGGACGUCAAAGACCGAGACUGGAACGGAACUGGAAGCUGCCUUUGCCCCAGAGGUGCGCAGGGCCAUCCACGUAUUUGACUGUUUGAUGAUCAACGCUAGGGCGACGACUCCUCUUCCUUUUCUUGAGCGACGCAAGGUGAGAGCUGCUUCGUGCAUGCCCGUAUCAAACCUCUAAUUUGGGCCUUCAGCUCCUUUGUGAACGAUUUGAAGCUUUGUCGACGUGCGAUCACUGGAGAGCAAACUCAGUGUUGCUUUUGAAGCCGACGUUUCCUCUUG